This is a messenger RNA of Drosophila sechellia, 4264 nucleotides long. RefSeq names its product P-element somatic inhibitor (gene Psi). Gene Ontology annotation, biological process: regulation of DNA-templated transcription. Gene Ontology annotation, molecular function: RNA binding. The transcript has 7 exons. Bases 310 to 2718 code for a protein of 802 amino acids. The record is from RefSeq and is a predicted model, not a curated record. NCBI's taxonomy places the organism in Eukaryota, Metazoa, Arthropoda, Insecta, Diptera, Drosophilidae.
CGCCACCAGUCAAGCAUAAUGCUAUACAAUUUUUUUGCAAACGCAUAAUUUUUACAGAAAAGCCGAAAGAAAAAAUUUAAAAAAACGUAGAAGAGCACGAAAAAAUAACAGCCCAACUAUAAGGCAGAGUUGGCAUUCAAAAGUAACUAAAACGAAUUUCGGAGAAAGCCAAAUAUAACAUUCAUAGUAUUUUCUCAGCCUUUGUGAAACAAUCAUCGCUUUCGGCUAUUGAAUUUUCAACGCGUGCGGUCAAACAGAAAAAAAAAAUCAUAAAGAACCGAAUUACAUACUUAUUAAAAACCAACAACUAUGAGCGAGUUCCAGCAACAAGGCGGCAUCAAUCAAUCGCAGGCACUCGCCCAGGCAAUUCAGCGUGCCAAGCAGAUCGCAGCCAAGAUCCAGCCAAGCCAGCAGGGCGGCUCCAUAGCGGGUCCAUCGCCACCGUCUUCGGGUGGAGCACCCAGCUUUAAGCGUAUCAACGACGACGGCGAUAGCGGUCCGGAAUCCAAACGCUCUUUGGGCAGUCCGGAAUACGCCAACAAUAGCUCCAACAUUAGCAGCGGCAGCGGGGGUGGUGGUGGCGGCGGCGGAGGUCCUGGCGGUGCCAGCAUUACUCAGGCAAUCGCCCAGGCUGCUGCGGUAGCCGCUCGCUUGGCCGCCUCGGCGGGAACAAGCUGUGAGGAGCAGAUCCGUCUGCCCGAAUCGGUGGCCGGCGCCUUUAUGGGUCGUUCCAGCAACGACACCAUCACCCACAUCCAGGCCGAGUCCGGUGUAAAAGUGCAGGUUAUGCAGGAUCAAGAUCGCGUUAUCAUGCUGCGUGGUCAAAGGGAUACAGUCACCAAGGGCCGCGAAAUGAUUCAGAACAUGGCCAAUCGGGCUGGCGGGGGACAGGUUGAGGUGCUGUUGACGAUCAACAUGCCGCCACCGGGACCUAGCGGGUAUCCACCUUACCAGGAGAUCAUGAUUCCGGGCGCCAAGGUGGGCUUGGUUAUUGGCAAGGGCGGCGAUACCAUAAAACAGCUGCAGGAGAAGACCGGAGCCAAAAUGAUCAUCAUCCAGGACGGACCAAACCAGGAGCUAAUCAAGCCCCUUCGCAUUUCCGGCGAGGCGCAGAAGAUAGAGCACGCCAAGCAGAUGGUGCUCGACCUGAUUGCCCAGAAGGACGCACAGGGUCAGCAACAGGGUGGUCGGGGCAGCGGAGGAGGUGGCGGCGGUCCAGGCAUGGGAUUCAAUAACUUUAAUAAUGGCAACGGCGGCGAGAGCACCGAAGUCUUUGUGCCCAAAAUUGCAGUUGGCGUGGUGAUCGGCAAAGGCGGCGACAUGAUACGUAAAAUACAAACUGAGUGCGGCUGCAAACUGCAGUUCAUCCAGGGAAAGAACGACGAAAUGGGCGACCGCAGGUGCGUCAUUCAGGGCACUCGUCAGCAGGUCGACGAUGCCAAGCGCACCAUUGAUGGGCUAAUUGAAAACGUGAUGCAACGAAACGGCAUGAAUCGAAAUGGCAAUGGAGGAGGCGGUGGCCCAGGAGGAGACUCUGGCAACUCAAACUACGGCUAUGGAUACGGUGUUAAUCACGCCCAAGGUGGUCGGGAGGAAAUUACAUUCCUAGUUCCCGCUUCCAAAUGUGGAAUUGUUAUUGGUCGCGGCGGUGAGACCAUCAAGCUGAUCAACCAGCAAUCUGGAGCGCACACUGAAAUGGAUCGCAAUGCCAGCAAUCCCCCCAACGAGAAACUCUUCAAAUCUAAGGGCACCACCGACCAGGUGGAGGCUGCCCGCCAAAUGAUUUCCGAGAAGAUCAACAUGGAGCUGAAUGUCAUUUCUCGCAAGCCCAUUGGUGGCGGUCCCGGCGGUGGUGGCGGAAAUUCUGGCGGUGGCCAGAACAACUCCCACCACAAUCAGCAGCAAGGCGGCUAUGGCGGCCAGAAUCAAAUGCAGGGAGGCGAUCCCAACUCGGGAGCUGGCUACCAACAACAGCCUUGGGGUGGACCCUACGGGCAGCAAGGUUGGGAUCCGUCCGGUCAACAGCAGCAAAUGGCCAUGGCUAAUCAAGGAGGCGCUACUGCGGGAGGAGCUUCCGGUGGCCAAGACUACUCGGCUCAGUGGAUCGAGUACUACAAACAAAUGGGAUGCCAUCGUGAGGCUGAAAUGAUCGAGCAGCAAAUGAAGGCCAAGCAGGCGGGCGGCUCCUCCGGGCCUGUCCAGCCGCAACAGCAGCAACAACCCCAACAGCAGCAACAGUCCCAGCAGCAGCCAGGAGGCGCUGGUGCCGGAGGAGCCGACUACAGUGCGCAGUGGGCGGAGUACUAUCGCAGCGUGGGCAAGAUUGAAGAAGCUGAGGCCAUCGAAAAGACAUUAAAAAAUAAGCAGCAGAACGGAGCUGGUGGACAAAGCAGUACGCCGAAUUCAAGCCAGGGCGGCCCCAGCACCGGCCAGCAGCCCAAUCCCGCUGCGGCUGCGGCGGCAGCAGCUGCUGCUGCAGCGGCGGCCGGUGGGUAUGGCCAGAGCAUGACGCCCACUCAGUAUGCACAGUAUUCGCAGUAUUAUGCAGCUGCGGCUGCAGCUGGUGGUCAGCCCCAGGGAGCGCCUCAGUCCGGUGGAGGGCAGGGCGGUGGUCCGCCGGGCAACUAUCCUGGCAAUUAUCCGGGCGCUGGCUACGGCGGCUAUCCCGGUGCGCCGGGCCAACAGCAGCAGAAAUCGCACAAAAACGACAAUCACUGAGGACGUUCGGCGGGAUCGGAAUCGUCGGUGGCGGGAAGGAGGUGUAUGUGGGAGUGGAAGCGAACGCCGAAGUGGAAGAUGCUGCGGGUUGAGGACGAUGCAGGUGCCUUGAAUGGGUGAUCUAUUGUUCUACUAUGUCCUAUGUCUUUUAUCCCCCCACAAAACUAGCAAAUCAGAAAUGAAUUGAUUUUUAAUUGCAAUAACAACAGCAAAAGCAAAAGCAGAAGCAUCACCAUGGGAUGAAGGCGGACAUCAGGCGAGGACCCGGAUAAAUCGGAGAACGUUAAGCUUUUGCAGAAUUGUAAAUUAAUUCUAUUAUUUGGAUACUGCAUAUAAUUUCACCACUAGCUUGUAAGCGAUUAUCCCGAGAUCCUAAGUUUACUUUUACCUAAUACUUACAUAUAAUUCCGACCGAUUGAAACAUAAUGCUCUUGCUGUUCAUGAUCACCACUUGCACAGACAUACUAAGAGACGCUAAUUGAAUCCGUUUUGGGUGUUUUUUCAUUUUUUAUACACAUCUGCAUAUAUAUAGUUAUAUAUAUAUACAUCGCAUAUAUAGGUUCUUUCACCGUGAAAUCAGGCAACCGAUCUGCAAUGGGCGUUCUAGUAAUUAAAGGCACCCUUUGUUAAACUUCUCAACUUUAAUAGUAGCAAUAAACAAAUCGAACGUUUUAUAUACACGAACUCAUUUUCACGUACUUAGCUUAGCUUAGUUGUACUAGAAGCCAUUUGAACUAUAUAUGAUCGACAUUUACACUUGAUCAUAUAUACAUAUGUCUGCUGAUCUGGUAAGAUUUAAAAGAUUUGAUCGGACCUUUAUAUUCAAUUUGAUUCAAGUGAGGGCCUGGUACAAAAGGUUACCUUCUUUAAUUGAUAUUUAACAUCUUGCAUAACAAUAUUUUCAUCUUUCAGUUCUGGAGAAUCCAUGAAAUCAUUUUUGUAGCACUAAGGUGAAACUGAACUGACUUUUAAAUUAUUUCGUGCUCUAUGAUAUUUUUUUAAAUUAUAAACCUGGUUUGAAUAUACUUGCAAUAUUUACCUUUAAACGAACGCGCAGGAUAAUCAUGCUUGCUUUAAUAUCUAUUUCACCGAAUGCAAACAUAAAGUAUGGUAUUUUCAGAGGCCGCUCUUCAGACCAGUUAAUAGCAGAAAUACGAAAUCAAACCCCAAAACUUUUUCACACUAUAACAAAACAAAAAACAAAAAAAAACACGAUGAAAUACGAACCAUACAUAUAUUGUAAAAGUGUCAAACUUGGUAAGAUUGUGUGUUGUUAUUACUGUCUAUUAAACAUAUUGCAAUUGAAACAAUGAAACUUACCCAAUGAAUGUAGGUCUACCAUAAUUUAGUCUUAAUACCGAUAUAUAAUCUAAGUUUUACGUCUCCCCAAAUAUCUGAUUGUUGCAACAGCAGAUCAACCAUAUUGUAACCGUUGUUCGGCCAGGCAGGAUCAGUUCGGGACUACCAUCCAAAUCCUGAUCUCCGUCCUGCGGCCGGCAAAGCAUUGAAUAAACAUUUAAUAUACCAUAUAAUAUAUAUCAACAUA